AUGGCUGGGAACAUUUCAUAUCAUACUUUCAUGUUUGAACUUCAAAUUGCAAAAUUUGAUGUCCAUCCCAAUGCAAUAUAUCCCAUCUUCUUCACUGGUGCUCUGAUCUACAUGUUCUCUGUAUUCUGUAAUGGAACAAUUAUGGCAUUGAUAAUCACCCAGAGAAGACUUCACAAGCCGAUGUUCUACAUAAUGUUCAGUCUACCUCUGACUGAUUUAAUGGGAAUCACUUGUGCUCUACCAAGGGUGCUUGUGGACAUUGUGACACAAACAAACAUUGUGUAUUACCCUACAUGUGUUCUUCAAGGCUUUUUGCUACAUAUGUAUGGAGGUGCAAUACUUUUCCUACUGGCCGCCAUGUCCAUAGACCGAUACGUAGCAAUAUGCUACCCACUCAGAUAUAGUGCUAUCAUGACUCCUAGGAGAUUAUGUGGCAUCUUAGUGUCGGCAUGGGGCCUUGACCUCACUUUGAUACUUGUGUUAUUUUCCCUCCAGGCUAGAAUGGAGAAAUGUAAGUCUUUUAUUGUCAACGUGAUAUGUGAUAACCCAUCUUUGCUUUUGCUUUCAUGUGGAGGGGAUAUCACUGUGAACAACAUUUAUGGUCUAACUAUGACAGCAUUUAUGCAGAUAAUCAGUGUCUCUAUCCAGCUGUUCUCUUAUACACACAUUCUUAUCACGUGUUUAAAGCAUACACAUGCUGAUUCAAAAAGUAAGGCUGUAAAUACAUGUAUGGGUCAGAUUGUUACAUUUCUUCUCUUUGAAAUAGUGGUAUCAAUUGCUAUACUGUCAUAUAGAUUCCCCAGUGUCUCUCCCAAUGUACAGAAGGUUUGUGGUAUGAUGAUUUUCACAGUCCUUCCAGUUAUAAAUCCAAUAAUAUAUGGAAUGAAAACUAAAGAUAUUAGAAUAGCAUUCUUUUUGGUUUUGAGAAAACACAAAGUGGACUGCUUCAUUCAGCGACGCCGGUCAGUGGCACUGGACCCACUCGGCCAUCCCCUUCGGAAAUCGGGAGACGAACUGCUCCAGCACCACCAGGUUGAUGACAUCAUCUGCAUCGCUGUCCUCCUUAACCAGCACCGACCGCCGGCAGGCAUCACAGAUAUGCUGGGCAAAGGCAAACUGGUGGCCGACCUCACUCUGUGUCAAAGAGCGGAAGUACUGGUGGUGUUCUACUGGGCUGUGACCAGCCCGUUACAAGAUGGACUUUUUCAGCAGCGAGUAGACCAGGAGGUUGGCGACCAGAAGCUGUUGCGCCAUAAUCUGGGCUUCCCCGUUAAGCAGCGGCAGAAGAUGCACUGUUCCUGUGGCCACUUCAGAGCCUCGGCGGUGUGCUCAAAGAGCUCAAGGUGUACCUCAUCUUGA
This is a messenger RNA of Xyrauchen texanus (razorback sucker), 1359 nucleotides long. Its product is annotated as olfactory receptor 146-like. NCBI's taxonomy places the organism in Eukaryota, Metazoa, Chordata, Actinopteri, Cypriniformes, Catostomidae. The transcript has 2 exons. The record is from RefSeq and is a predicted model, not a curated record. Bases 1 to 1359 code for a protein of 452 amino acids. Gene Ontology annotation, biological process: G protein-coupled receptor signaling pathway. Gene Ontology annotation, cellular component: membrane. Gene Ontology annotation, molecular function: olfactory receptor activity; G protein-coupled receptor activity.